AUGCGUCCAAUUGCAAUCGCCUCCUCUCUCCUCCUGGUCGUGCUAUCCACGACUUGGGCUAUGCCAACAAUGGAGGAUGCCACCCCCUACAAGCGCUCGAUGGAGGACGCGACUCCCUACAAGCGGUCCAUGGAGGACGCCACUCCUUACAAGCGGUCCAUGGAGGAUGCCACCCCCUACAAGCGAUCCAUGGAGGAUGCCACCCCCUACAAGCGCUCGAUGGAGGACGCGACUCCCUACAAGCGGUCCAUGGAGGACGCGACCCCCUACAAGCGAUCCAUGGAGGAUGCCACCCCCUACAAGCGCUCGAUGGAGGACGCGACUCCCUACAAGCGGUCCAUGGAGGAUGCCACCCCCUACAAGCGCUCGAUGGAGGACGCGACUCCCUAUUAA
This is a messenger RNA of Penicillium hordei, 393 nucleotides long. RefSeq lists its product as uncharacterized. The transcript has a single exon. Bases 1 to 393 code for a protein of 130 amino acids. The record is from RefSeq and is a predicted model, not a curated record. Lineage: Eukaryota; Fungi; Ascomycota; Eurotiomycetes; Eurotiales; Aspergillaceae.